CAUCCCGACACGAUGUAUGCCUUUGUGCGCUUCAGGGAUGAUGGCAUGAAGGUAGCUGUGGCCGUCGAGCGCAUAAAGAAUUUUUGUCCGAGAAAUCUCAGGGACUUCAACUCCACAAAAUGGUAUGGAGUGCGCUGGGAAGACGAAGAAAACAGCGGCUAUUUCCGGGCCCAGAUUAUGAAGCUGUUUGCAACCAAGGAGGAGGCCGAUGCUUGCACGGAAGGUGUGGACAAGCGCUUUUCGUGCCCGAAAAUGCCCCUCUACAGUGAUUCGGAAGAAGAUUCUUUCACCAGCCAGGAAUCCUUCCGAGAGGAGAAGAAGAACAAACAAAAGGCCAAGUCUCGCCAAAAGAAUGUUGAGGCGGCAUUUAGGAAGAAGAACAUGCAAAUUCUCUUUCCUGAGGAACAGGACUCUAGGACGAACGAACUGGAGCAGGAAGUUUUGAAGCUAAAAUCGGAAAAUUCAAAACUCUCUGCAAGAAUAGAGAUGCUGGAGAAAGCUCUGUGCAGCAAGAUCUUCGAUGCAGAGAAACAUAAGAGCUCGGAAAGUGGUCAAAAAGCUCCACCCGCAAACGUUAGGAAGGCGCAGGAGCCCUCCGGAAGUCCCAAUGGACCGAAACCAGCCCAGCAGCCCUUAAGGAGUCUUCCUGAACCAUUCCUGCCCUCUGGAAGAGUAGAUGAAAUGAAGCGGAACGCAGAAUCAGUAUCGUUCAGUAACGAUAAAAGUGGCGAGCCAAAAUCUAAAAAUUUGGCAGCUUCCCUGUAUGAAACUGCUGAAGGACAAGUACACUUGGGAAAGGACGUCUACGUCGCGGAGGCUCUGUAUAACCGCCUCAUGGCUGCCAAGACUGACAGCCGAUUUGUCCGGGAAGCUGCUGUGGCCAUUUUCUCCACAGCAGGCUUGGCUGGCCACAGUGUCACCGGGGCAAUGUCCAACCGGACAAAAACUGGCGCAAAGCCAGCGUUGGACAAGACGAAGUAUUCAGUAUUGAGUGAUUUCUUCAGCAACUUCUUGCUGCAACGAUAUCCACUUGGCGAAAUGGAAAAAAGAAAAAAGCUGAUGAAUAAGAUCCUUGCCAUCAAGAUUUCGGACAUAAUGAAAGUUAACUCAGCAGCGCAGCGGGACAGCGACGAAGAAAAUGCCAACAGUCAUUGAGCACUGUAUAGCUAU
Molecule: messenger RNA, 1170 nt
Organism: Dermacentor silvarum
Lineage: Eukaryota; Metazoa; Arthropoda; Arachnida; Ixodida; Ixodidae
Exons: 6
Coding region: 13-1155 (380 amino acids)
Biological process (GO): negative regulation of DNA-templated transcription
Molecular function (GO): DNA binding
Source: RefSeq, a predicted model, not a curated record